GUUCGUCUUUGUGGAGCUCUUCGGAUGGGUCGGGAAGAGACGGGGUGGUGUGUUGCUCAGCCCUGUGGUCACCGUACAGUUGUCUGUCAAGUAUUAGAGAGAGGUUAAGACGCGAGCCUUGGAAGGUUCGGAGAGUGGAUUAGUCAGCGCUUCCGGCAGACCUCGGCCGGUUAGGCUGCGGCGUCUAAUUUUGUCUAGGCUUCGUCCCAUUGGGCAGGCCUCUGAGGUUUCAGCGAUCCGAUUUCUUAAUUCUAAAAAGUCAAGGCUCAUUUGUGAUUUUCUUCCCCGCUAUUCUAUGCAUGUGUAGUUUUGUAUAUUUCCCUGACGUUUGGUUUUUGGCUCGAGGAAAUCCUGAAGUCGUUAGUAAUAUAGACUCCCUUGAAGUCUUUGUAAAUUCAAAUUGCAUCCCCAGGAAAUUUGCUGCUGUUACUAGUGAAGACCUACUUACUGACUGCAGUGUACUCUUAAUCACGCGGAUGUAGAAACGUGAAAACCAGAGCAGCAUCCUCAGCACCUGGGGACAUGUUUAAAGACAGAGACUAAGGUUAAAGGGCACUCCACAGAAGGACGUUACUAUCAAGUCUGAUGCACCUGACACCCUUUUAUUGGAAAAACAUGCAGAUUAUAUUGCAUCCUAUGGCUCAAAGAAAGAUGAUUAUGAGUACUGCAUGUCUGAGUACUUGAGAAUGAGUGGCAUCUACUGGGGUUUGACGGUAAUGGAUCUCAUGGGACAACUUGAUCGCAUGAAUAGAGAAGAAAUUCUGACAUUUAUUAAGUCCUGCCAACAUGAGUGUGGUGGAAUAAGUGCUAGCAUUGGGCAUGAUCCUCAUCUUUUGUAUACUCUCAGUGCUGUCCAGAUUCUUACUCUGUAUGAUAGUAUUAAUGUUAUUGACAUAAAUAAAGUUGUGGAGUAUGUGCAAAGUCUACAGAAAGAAGAUGGUUCCUUUGCUGGAGACAUUUGGGGAGAAAUUGAUACAAGAUUCUCUUUUUGUGCGGUGGCAACUUUGGCUCUGUUGGGGAAGCUUGAUGCUAUUAAUGUGGAAAAGGCAAUUGAAUUUGUCUUAUCCUGUAUGAACUUUGAUGGUGGAUUUGGUUGCAGACCAGGUUCUGAAUCUCAUGCUGGACAGAUCUAUUGUUGCACAGGAUUCCUGGCUAUUACUAGUCAGUUACAUCAAGUAAAUUCUGAUUUACUCGGUUGGUGGCUUUGUGAACGACAGUUACCCUCCGGUGGACUGAAUGGAAGACCAGAGAAGUUGCCAGAUGUAUGCUAUUCAUGGUGGGUUUUGGCAUCCCUAAAGAUAAUUGGAAGGCUUCAUUGGAUUGAUAGAGAAAAACUACGCAGUUUUAUUUUAGCAUGUCAGGAUGAAGAAACUGGAGGUUUUGCAGACAGGCCAGGAGAUAUGGUGGAUCCUUUUCAUACAUUAUUUGGCAUUGCUGGAUUGUCACUUCUGGGAGAAGAACAAAUUAAACCUGUUAGUCCUGUGUUUUGCAUGCCUGAAGAAGUGCUUCAGAGAGCAAACGUUCAGCCUGAACUAGUGAGCUAGAUUUGUUGGAUAGAAAAGUGUAGUAUAAUAGUUUUUGACAUCUCAACAUUUCUGUAUUUGAAGUGCUUCAUGAACUUAAAAAUGUGUACUGUUCCUAUUCUGUAUAUUGUGUUAAAUUCUAAUAAAUUAUAUAAGUUUAUACAUAUUGUAAAAUAAAGACCUGUAUUGUAUUUCAGCUUUAGAUUUUCUCAAGUGCUGUUUUGACUAAUUUUUUUUGUACUUACAUGUAUCUUGUCUCUGCUUAACAAAUUUAAAAAAUAGGAUUCUGCUUUUCUUGCCCUUGUUACUAAUAUGUUCUGUGAAAGUUAAUGUAAAUUUGUUUCUGUCAACAAGAAUGUUCCUGGUAAAAGUGGAUAAACUCCGUAUAUGAAUUAAAACAUGCACAAAUCA
Molecule: messenger RNA, 1934 nt
Organism: Fukomys damarensis (Damara mole-rat)
Lineage: Eukaryota; Metazoa; Chordata; Mammalia; Rodentia; Bathyergidae
Gene: Rabggtb
Product: Rab geranylgeranyltransferase subunit beta
Exons: 9
Coding region: 669-1544 (291 amino acids)
Biological process (GO): protein geranylgeranylation
Cellular component (GO): Rab-protein geranylgeranyltransferase complex
Molecular function (GO): Rab geranylgeranyltransferase activity
Source: RefSeq, a predicted model, not a curated record